Messenger RNA from Adineta steineri, 837 nucleotides. NCBI's taxonomy places the organism in Eukaryota, Metazoa, Rotifera, Eurotatoria, Adinetida, Adinetidae. The record is from the annotation of a GenBank genome assembly.
AUGAAAAACUUUACAUAUGAAAAUAGUCAAUUAUCUUCAUCAGAUAUUGAUGAACUUAUUCAACGUUUUGAUAAAUCAAAUGUCGUUCAAGCAUUAAUACUUAUGGGUAGUUAUGCUCGUAAUGAAGCAGGUCCUCAUAGUGAUAUUGAUCUUGUACGUUUUGUAAUUGCGGGAACGAAAUUAUCUGAUGAUGGAACACAUUUAUUUAAGAAAAAAGUACUUAUUACUAUAUGUACAGUUGAACCAAUUGAUUAUGAAAAAUGGUUUACUGAUCCUUAUGAAGCGACAAAAUGGAUUGCUGGCUUAAGAAUAGCACGUGUAUUGAUUGAUCGAGAAAAUUUUUUUACAGAUAGGUUACAAAGACGUGCUCAUAAUUUUGUUUGGGAUGCAACAAUGCAAUUACAUGCUAAUAUUGAAGCUAGUCGUCGUAUGGUUGGUUGGUGUGAAGAAACAAAUAAAGGUUUAGAAGGUCUUCGUCGUAAUUAUGAUAUAGGUCGAUUACUCAAUGCGUGUCAUGGAUUAUCAUGGGGUUUAUCAGAAGUUAUACAAAUCCAUCGUGGUAUAUUAAUAUCGAGUGAUAAUAACUUUUUCAAUGAAAUAGAAUCAGUAUUAGAUGAUAAUAAACGAAUGAUUGAACUUCGUCGUAUUACAUUUGGUGUUAUAGGAUCAUAUACAUUACGUCAACGUGUCAUUGCAGGCUUACAUUUCUUUGUAUUACUUGCUAAACAGAUGUCUAAUGUUUGGCAAACUACUGAUGUUGAAAUUAUUGAACAUACUGUUCAACAUAUAAAUCUCAAUGUUCCAAAUUUAGUUUCAGAAAAUAUAUUAUGUGAAUAA